AUGUCCUUUCUUGUUAUAUUUGUAUUUACCUGUGCAGCAAAGGCUGGUCUGAGUCAGAAUAUCUCUGAUUCAUGCCCAAGCAUGUGCAAGUGUACAACUGAAGACACUGUCCUCUGUAUCAGAGCUGGACUGAAAGCCCUCCCUGGAGAAGUAGCAGCAUCCACCAUCUCUCUAAACCUCUCCAGUAAUUAUUUACGGACUCUCAACACCAACACCUUCAGAAACCUGACUUUCCUUCACAGCCUGUGGCUAGAUGGGAACAAUCUAACUUUCCUGACCCCAGGAACCUUCCACGCUCUCAACAAGCUGCGAGAGCUGCACCUCAGCAGAAACUCACGCCUCACCUACCUGCAUGCAAACACUUUCAGAGGACUAUUAAACCUCAUCAGCCUGGAUUUGUCCCACUGCAAUAUCUUCGAAAUCCACCCGCUUCUAUUUUCACACUUGCCUUCUUUGGAAAGCCUCGAUUUAGCCUCCAAUAACAUGCGGUAUGUCCCACAAGCCUUUAGCAACCUCUCCAGCCUCACGAGGCUGUCCCUGGAGGGCAAUCACAUAGAAGCCAUCGGCAGAGAUUCCCUGAAGGACCUGGAAAUGCUGUACGAUCUGAACCUCAGGAAGAAUCGGAUAUGGAUCAUUCAAAAUGGCGCUUUCACAAAGCUCCUCAGAUUGGGCAUGUUAAAUUUAGGACACAACUUCAUCACUGAUUUGCCUAAUCAGCUUUUUGAAGGGUUGAUCCAGCUCAAGACCAUGCACCUCGAAGCCAACAAAAUCACUGCUGUGGACUGCACCUUCAGACAUCUGCUCAACUUGAGAAACUUGUACUUGAACAACAACCAGAUCUCCUCGAUCUCAGACUCUGCUUUUUCAUACUUACAUAAGCUGCACUUUGUUCACCUAAGCAAAAACAACCUCAGUUCCCUCCCCAUCCGCUUGUUCUCUGGACUGACAAAGCUGAAGUAUGUGUUUUUAUCCCACAACCCCUGGAAUUGUGACUGCAGGAUGCUCUGGUUCUGGCAGUGGAUGGUGACGCGCAGGGCUGUGAUCGAAGGGCUGGACUGCGCCUUCCUGGGCCCUCACAACACAACGGUGCUCAAUGACCCCCGCCCAGGGGACCUGAUGGACUGCACGGUGUCCCUCGAGCUGGCAAGUGAGGACAAGUGCAGGGAGGCUGGUACCAGUGUGGCUCCAGAGCCCCCCACUCUCCCCAGCAAGGUCAUCCUGCUGACAUUUGCCUGGAACACGUGGUACAGUGCAAGGGGGUAG
Messenger RNA from Pipra filicauda (Wire-tailed manakin), 1263 nucleotides. RefSeq names its product nyctalopin-like. Lineage: Eukaryota; Metazoa; Chordata; Aves; Passeriformes; Pipridae. The record is from RefSeq and is a predicted model, not a curated record. Gene Ontology annotation, molecular function: protein binding. Gene Ontology annotation, cellular component: plasma membrane. The coding region runs from base 1 to 1263 and encodes 420 amino acids. The transcript has a single exon.